Choloepus didactylus (southern two-toed sloth) is the source of this 6102-nucleotide messenger RNA. It is a transcript of the gene ANO10, whose product is annotated as anoctamin 10. Gene Ontology annotation, molecular function: chloride channel activity. Gene Ontology annotation, cellular component: plasma membrane. Gene Ontology annotation, biological process: chloride transmembrane transport. The record is from RefSeq and is a predicted model, not a curated record. Bases 210 to 2156 code for a protein of 648 amino acids. NCBI's taxonomy places the organism in Eukaryota, Metazoa, Chordata, Mammalia, Pilosa, Megalonychidae. The transcript has 13 exons.
UUACGGUCGGGUUAGGCCUGGCUUCUACAGCGGCCUCGUCCCCGCCUGCGCGUUAGCGCGUCUAGGCCCCGCCACGCCGGCCACGCCCAGCCCUCCACGGUGUCCGUCCCCCCGCUUCCAGAGUCGCCUCGCUCGGCCUCCCAGUCUUGCUCUCUGUCGGGCAGCCCCUUAGGACGUGGAGCGCCGCGGUGGCCGCAAGUUUGUCAAAGAUGAAAGUGACCUUAUCAGCUCUGGAUACACAUGAGACUUCUUUCACACCUUUGGUAGUCAUAGAGCUUGCUCAGGAUGUCAAAGAAGAAACCAAAGAAUGGCUGAAAAGCAGAAUUAUUGCUAAAAAGAAAGAUGGAGGUGCCCAGCUGUUAUUUAGACCCUUGUUAAAUAAAUAUGCGAAAGAAACAUUAGAAAAUCAGAACUUAUAUCUUGUUGGUGCAUCCCAGAUUAGAUUGUUACUGGGGGCAGAAGCAGUGGGCUUGGUAAAAGAAUGCAACGACAACACCAUGAGAGCCUUCACAUAUGGAACCCGACAGAAUUUCAAAGGUUUUGAUGACGACAAUGAUGAUUUCCUUACAAUGGCAGAAUGUCAAUUCAUUAUCAAGCAUGAACUUGAAAAUCUUAGAGCUAAGGAUGAAAAAAUGAUUCCUGGUUACCCUCAGGCAAAGUUGUAUCCAGGAAAAUCAUUACUGAGAAGAUUGCUCACCUCUGGUAUUGUGAUUCAGGUGUUUCCACUGCAUGAUAAUGAAGCCCUGAAGAAGCUUGAGGACACCUGGUACACUCGGUUUACCUUAAAGUAUCAGCCUGUAGACAGUAUUCGUCGCUACUUCGGGGAAACGAUUGCUGUUUACUUCGGAUUUUUGGAAUAUUUCACUUUGGCCUUAAUCCCCAUGGCCGUCAUUGGAUUGCCUUACUACUUGUUUGCGUGGGAAGACUAUGACAAAUAUGUGAUUUUCGCCUCGUUCAACCUGAUCUGGUCCACAGUGAUCCUGGAAGUGUGGAAGCGUGGCUGUGCCAGCAUGACCUACAGGUGGGGGACGUUGGUCAUGAAGAGGCAGUUUGAGGAGCCCCGGCCAGGAUUUCAUGGGGUUCUGGGUAUCAAUCCUGUCACUGGCAGAGAGGAACCUACGUACUCCAGUUACAAGAGACAGUUGCGCAUUUACCUGGUCUCUCUGCCCUUCGUGUGCCUCUGUCUCUAUUUCUCUCUGUAUGUCAUGAUGAUUUACUUCGACCUGGAGGCCUGGGCCUUGGCGCUGCAUGAGAACAGUGGUUCGGAGUGGACCAGUCUCUUACUGUAUGUGCCCAGCAUCAUCUACGCCAUUGUGAUUGAGAUUAUGAACCGCCUGUAUCGUUAUGCUGCCGAGUUUUUAACUUCAUGGGAGAAUCACAGAUUGGAAUCUGCCUACCAGAAUCAUCUAAUUCUGAAAGUUUUAGUGUUCAACUUUCUAAACUGCUUUGCUUCACUCUUUUACAUUGCUUUUGUCCUGAUGGAUAUGAAGCUUUUGCGUCAGAGCCUGGCCACUCUGCUGAUUACCUCGCAGAUAAUUAAUCAAAUUGUAGAAUCUCUUCUUCCUUAUUGGCUCCAAAAGAAGCAUGGUAUGCAGGUGAAGAAGAAGGUACAAGCUUUAAAGGCAGACAUUGAUGCUACGUUAUAUGAGCAAGUCAUCCUGGAAAAGGAAAUGAGUACUUAUUUGGGUACCUUCGAUGAUUACUUGGAGUUAUUCCUGCAGUUUGGUUAUGUGAGCCUUUUCUCCUGUGUUUACCCAUUAGCAGCGGCCUUUGCUGUGUUAAAUAACUUCACUGAAGUCAAUUCAGAUGCCUUAAAAAUGUGCAGGGUCUUCAAACGCCCAUUUUCAGAACCUUCAGCUAACAUUGGCGUGUGGCAGUUGGCUUUUGAAACAAUGAGUGUUAUAUCUGUGGUCACUAACUGUGCUCUGAUUGGAAUGUCACCACAAGUGAAUGCAGUCUUUCCAGAGUCAAAAGUGGACCUCAUUUUGAUUGUGGUGGCAGUUGAGCAUGCACUUCUGUCUUUAAAGUUUAUACUUGCAUUUGCCAUACCUGAUAAACCACGGCAUAUCCAGAUGAAACUGGCCAGAUUGGAGUUUGAGUCUUUGGAAGCACUUAAGCAGCAGGACACCACAUCCUCCAGUAAUGUCAUGGAGUAACUAGACCCUGGGCAGCCAGCCCUCUCUGGAGUCAAAAGCACAGACAGAAGCCGGGGAAUACCUGUACCUGCAGGGCCACAGAUUUCUUAAAGCCAGCUGCUUGGAUCCUUUGAGAAAGAUGACAGCUUCAGAAAUCUUACUGAAAGAACAAGACAAGGACUGUAAAAAGACACUGCAAUGCUGAUUACAGCCCUCCAGGGCCUCAAAUCAAGUGUGGAACCCUUAACCAGCCAGGUCUGCGGGGGUGCCCAAUCAAGUAAUGUCUUUGUUUUCUGGAGUUAAGUAUAUUUAAACCAUUUUCCAACAUUUUUCAAGAGCUUCUGAAGUUUUCUUUCCCAAUAUGUGUGCUCUGAAGUUAUAGUAGACAUAUAAGCAUUUUAAAUGGAAAGUUAAAAAGUUUGACAGUAUAGAAUGAGGGUGCUAAAGUAUUUGACUCUUGAACAUUUAGUCACGUAUUGAUCGCUAAAAUCUAGUUCAGAAAGAAAUGUUGUGUCCAAAUAAAGAAUUGGGCUCUAAGAAAGCCAGUGCAGGCACUGCCAGAGCCAAGUCCUUGCAGAAGGGGUGCUCCGGACUCUUUCCUGGAGUUGCAGCAUGGGGAGCUAAAGGAGAAAUAGCUGGAGACUUGCCCAGAUCAGAGCUGGGAGGUGGCAAGGGAGCACAGCAAGGAACAAGAGCAGAGCAGAGCAGAGAGCAAAUCAAAGGGGUCGGAGAAGCUGCAGAGCUGUGGCCUGGCCUGCAGAUGCUGCAGUGGAUUUUCAUGCAGUCCCAGCCAGGCUGCUGUGGACACAUUCGGUUCAUUUGGGGGCUGGAAAGGAAUAGGGAGUGCAAGACUUAACUUUAUUAUUUGCUUAUAUAAACGUGAAAAAAAAUGCUUAAGGUCACUCUUGGUAUCCUCUACUGUUUGACCUAUAGCUUUUACUUUUAGAGAGGCACUUUAAAGCAUUGUGUGCUGUAGAUGCAAAGACAACUGGAAUUCAGAAAGUUCCAAUUUGUUGUGAGGACAUGUUUAAAUAAAUGUGCCUACAAAAGUCUAAAUCGUUAACUGUGGUUUGGGGAGAAAAGCCAGUGUGCCAUCUUCUUGGGGCAGCUUACCAUUCUCUUUGUGUUCAAGAAAAGGAAAUCCUGUUCUUUUUUAUUCCACUGGGCUCUUUUUUUAAAGAGUGAAUAUGAAUUCCUGAGAGAAUGAUAAAAUUGUCCUUUAUGGUAAAAGUUCUCCAGAAUGAGUAUCUGGACAAUGCUUAGCAGCCCUGUGAUAGUGACAACUUGGCAGGUGAUGGUACCCAGUCUUAGAGAACCCUAACUAAUACAAGCCCUAAGAUGACAGUUAUGCACACUUAAAACAUUUUUUUUUUUUUUUUUUUGCUGGGAAUGAGCUAUAUUCAUCCUCCUCCUAAGUCACUUUAUUGAAAUGUGGAAGUGUUAGAGCAAGGGAAAGUCACUCUUUAGACUCUAGAAAGUAGAAAUUGCCAGGGUGCAGGCCAUCUGGCAGAGCUUUUCGUUGAGGGAGACAUGGAGGUUUGAGGACAGUUGAAAGCCUUAGAGCUGCCUACCUGGGAUGCAAUGCCUCAGUUCUGUUUUAGUUACUUCUUGGCCAACACCUUUUGAACCAGAUCUUCACAUAUGUUACACUUACCACUCAUUGGCCCAUGUAGCGCCACCCAGACCUGCCAUGACUGCUCAGGUUGCCAGUGUCCCCUGACCUGGAGAGAACUGUUGUAGUGAAGUAAGAGGAGGCAGGAGGUGCAGCCUGGGGUGUCCCGGGACCUCUUUUGGUUCAGGAUGGGAAGGGAUGAAGGAUAUGCCAUGUUAGAACAAACUCACACAUUUCACAUUUAAUGAUCAUUUUUCUUAAUUAUUUCUCUGGUGAAGCCUAUGAAAUUAACUUUAUUUAAGAAAUGUCACAAACUUGCGUUUGCUCUCUUUAUUUAGGUAUCAUAGGAGCAUAAUGGUGGGAAGGUAUAUAGGAUGUUUCUGUUCCUUGUGCUUUUACUUUCAAAGGGUUGUGAGGUUAGUGUUUUUAUUUCCAGAAUUGUGUAAAGCAAAUUUCUAGGAUUCUUUGUGCUCUUGGAUGUGCCAUCCACAUGUGCAGGCCUUUCCCUGCUCUGUGCCUGUGCAACUACUUGACUCCAUGGAGCCUCAAAGGCAGUAGCUGUGGCAGCUUGAACUUUCUCUGCCUUCUGCCCUGUCAUAUGCUGCUUACUGCAGCCCUUCUGGACAUUGUGACUCAGGAGACCAACCCUGACCCACCAAGUCCAGAGUCACCCACAUGAGAGACCCAGGGUAGGAAGAUGACUCAGCAAAAAUUGCACAUGCAAUAAGAAGUUGAUUUUUAUUUAUUUAUUAAUUUAUUUUGGUUUUUGUCUUUGAAAGCGAAUGUGCUAUGCAACAGAAAAGGUGAGAUGGUUUCAGAAAACUGAAAUAAGAACAAAUUUACGCCCCUGUUGAGGGAGGUUUGAGAGAUUUCAAUGUGGUACUCAGGACUCUUCAGUUAGGCCUGACUACCUCGAAGGAAGCCAGAGUUUAUGUUGUUUCGAGAGUUCUGGUGGCCACUGUGAGCCAGCCUCCUCCUUUCUUCCUAUGUUAGAUGGUUUGUCUCACAGCCCUAUGCAGCUGCAGGGAAGUUAUUUGACCUUCCUGUAUUAUCAUCUCCCAAUCACUCAGAUGGGGACGAGGAUAAUGAUGCCUUCCACAUAAGAUCAGUGGAAGGCUGGAAUGCAGCAGUGUGAGUGGGACAAAUGGGGGGAUGAGGAUAGUGAUGGAGGAGGAGGAGGGCCUCCUCAUGCUUGGGUACCCUGGAUCACUGGGUGAACCCAGAAAGGAAUUCUGGGAUAAGAUGGUCCCGUAAGAUCAGCUUAGGUUAACAGGUCAGCCCCCCCCCCCCACCCGUUGUGCAGCCCCACCUGACAGCAUGAGCUGAACACAGCUGGGGAGAAAUAACAAUAAAGAGGGUGGUCACAACUGACAUGAAACAGGUGGGAAUGUGAGCCAGACACUCCUCCAAGCCUUCUGCAUAUUUCAGUGACUGCUCAGAACAGUUCCCUGGAGAAGGCUCUGUUAAGAUGGCUGUUUUGCAGGUGAUUUUUUACACAGAUUUCUUUCCAAAUCAUAAAAAACUUUCUUCAAAGGUGACCAAUGUGCUAACAAAUAUUGGCACCUCUGCACCUCUUUAGCCUCCUCUCCCAUCACGUCUUCCUCUCACUUUUGAGUCUAGCAGCAUCACGCUAUUCAUGGUUUCCCAAGCACCCCUGCUACUUCACAACUCUAGCCACCUACGUGCCUUCCCUCCGCCAUCAGCUUCACAAACCUGCUUGCUUUCCACCACCUGGGAAAAGCCUUCCGUCCUUGAAUGACAAAGGGGCCUGGUGCCCAUUUCUGUGCCUUUGCUCCACUGUACCUGGUUCUGCUUCCGUCUCCUCUGUGGCCUAUGGGGUCCCCGAGGGCUGUGGGCGAUGUCUUACUCACCCUUUGUUCCCUCACCCAGCACAAGGUGCUGCCCGGUAGACUGAAUAAAUCUCCACUUGAUCAAACUGAGUUUGUUGACUCACACAUAGUUCAGAGAGCUAAUGUAGUAAGUAAAUGACAAGUCAUGUCCUUGGACUCAAAAUGAGCAAUCUUAAAAUAGGCACUGUGGCAGAAACCAGAAAGAGUUAGGUCAUAUGCCUCCUGGGAUCACUAGGGAAGAGGCCAUAAUCUGAGGAAUUGUGUGUGAGCACUUGACAACGACUGGUAGCUAACCUUCCUAAACCUCAAAACCUUUUUUUUCCCCAAAAAGACUAUUAUUGACAUCAGUAUCAGGGCUGACUCCAAAAGACUAUAAAAUAACCCUGAAUCAAGCCAGAUAGAAUUCUAACAUAGAUUGUUCUUUGCACUUGCACUUGGUAGCUAGUAAACUAGAUAACAAAUUCAGACUCUGGAGCAAUCUUCCCCCAUCACUGAUGUCUAGAAC